UCUAAGCAAAGCAUUAUAAUAGACCUCAGACUUAGUAAGGGAACGAACCAGAAAGCAACACAGGAAACAACUUGUUUUCAUCUUUUAAAGUUGAAAUAAUAAUCUGAACAUUGACAAGUGCAUGACUUCAGACGGUUUACGACGCAAAAAUUUCGGUAUAUCUGGUCUUAUUAAACUUGAUAUUAUCGCAGAGGUCUAAAUAUUUAGGUCUUGCAAGUCUAUAUCAGUACCAAGAAAGAAAAGAUGUCAGGCAGGAUAAAAAAUUCAAAUUCAAAGGACAGUCUACAUGACUUGUCUCAUGAUAGGCUAAAGCACAGACGAUCUGCUGCUGUUUGGAUUCCACAUGACGAAGCAAAAAAGAAGUUAGGUGGUUCAAGCAAAGGACUCAGAAGAAGGACCACCUCUAGUCUUCUGGAAGGGAAGCGGGAACCUUCACCGCGAGAUGGAAUCUACCUGACGCCUUACCAAAGGUUUCGGCGAAAAGCAAAUGCGGUAAGAUGGUUGUGCAAAGUGUGUAUAUGUGUCAUGAAGGCAGCAUCAGAGAACGCGUUGAAGGGCAGUCUACUGGAGGUGAUCGAGGAUGUAGUGUUGUCUGCAGAAGAAGAAGCCCGUCGUACUGGCAAUUCAGGUCUUCUUCAAAAAGGCAUCGUGAGCUCAGCCUACCCAGAUAUGAGGUUUGAUGCUUCAGAGUUUCAGCGAUUUUCCAAAAGAGAGGAAGGAAUUCCAAAGAAGAUAAAGGAAUUACUGAAACUUCAACCGGAGGAUAGGACAACAGAACAAAUUGAUAAUAUUGUUCGCAACAUGCAAAAUGUUGAGGAGUUUGCUAAAUAUCCUCCAGAAAUUCAAUGUAAAAUGUCCGAGUUUGCAUGGUACGACAAAUUCGGUAGAAAUCGUGUCGUCAUAAAAGAGGGAUAUGUAGCGGAAGGUCUGUACAUCGUGCUGUCGGGAGAACUAACUGAAACGUUUGGUGGACAAACGUAUAUACUGAAAAAAGGAGAUAAAUUUGGGGAAAGUGAUAUUAUACGCAACUGCAGACGAACAAAUACAGUCAUGACGAAAGAUACAGUGGAGCUGUUCUGCAUCCACAGCGAGGAUUACAUGGAAAUAUUCGACACAAAGCUUAAUAUUACUCCAGGCGAUGUCAUGAAUUAUGUCAGGACGAUCCCUGUAUUCAGUAUGUGGUCUGGAAUUGGUAAAAUGGUUGAUUCGUUACUAAACUGGGGCAUACAGAAUUACAGAGCAGGGCAAGUGAUCGUUUCAGACAGUGAAAAUAACGACUGGAUUUACAUCGUCAAAUCGGGUAAAUGUGAUGUACUGAAGCGACUUACCCCGGGAGUCUGUAGUUUAGACGAAAGUAGAACGUUCUACAAACAGUACAAGAAAUCCCAGAAUGCUUUAGAAAUCAAACAAAUACACGAACAAAGCAGCCUAAAAGUAAAUCUUCAGACAGGAUCUAAAGAUGCCUUUAUAACCGUACCGUCCACCUGCUCACCAUCCAGAGCCGGAACAGAAGUCACGAAUACAAUAAUAAAAUGUAAUUCUUCACCACAACAAACGGCUUUAAACAAUUCAUCGACGUGCAUAAUUACGAAGGAGUAUACCAAGAAAGGUUGCGGUCUAAACGUCCCGUUUUGUGUACGAGUUGCGGAGUUGGAGGCCGGCGAUGUGUUUGGCCUUUUGUCGACAAUACCGGGGAGCAAAGAACCAAAAGUAAGCUUGGUUAGUCAAGGAGCCGAAGCGAUUCGCAUCAAUAAGCAAUUUUUUCUGAAGUUUGCAGAUGAGAGAGUGUUUACACAGAUAGAAAUGCGAUACGAAGCUUACCCAAGCCAAGACGACUGUCUUAGUGUUCUUGAUAUGACGAAUAAGUGGCAGCGAUGCAAAAGCAACGAGCUCAGCAAAACCGUCGAUGAGGUCCAUAACAGAAUUCAGGCCAGAAAAGAUUCGAGACGAUAAAAGUAAACAAAAUCAAAGUUUGAAGAUAAAUAAGCAUAUUUCAUGAUGCGUCUGCGUAUAAAUGAGUAUAAACAUAGAAAUAAUAAUAAGCCUAUAAUAAUCAUUUUAUUAUAUAACUACCUUGUGUAAAAAGUGCUCGAAUAUAUGAAAACAUGAUAAUAGAUCAGGCAUAUCCCACAAAAGAAAAGUUCGUUAUCAAUUGUAUCAAUUCUCGCCAAGAUUCGAACAAGCGACCUCAGCUUUGAAUCCCUCGAUAUCAGAACCUUUAGAAAACGGACACAUUUGGUAUUGUCAGAAAUUUAAUACAUACAAAUAGAUUUAAUAUUUCAUUAUUUAUGUGUUUGAAAAGUUUGAAAUAUUGAAUCAUAAUCAAUUGUUUUUGGAACUUAUUUCAUACUACCUAAUGUGAAACUUAUCGGCGAACCCCAGUUUCUACAGGCCUAUAUAAAUUAAGUGAAGUCAUUGGAUGACGAGGAGGACAUUAUUACUUACAAUUGUGAUGUUAUUGUAUUCCAAACCUUUAGUUUGACAUUAAGUUUUUACAUCUAUAGAGAAUAUUACUCGAAUUGUAAAGAAAACAACAUUUUCAUUCCUUGACUGCCAAAAUUCGGAACACCCUAUCAGAAAUGCACAGCAUUCCGUCGUCACCGUGCAAUAUUUCUAAACUAGAUUUGAUGAAUUUCUAUUGCUUCUCGUACACAAAUGUAUAUUUCAAUGAAUUUGUUAUUCUUACAAAUGCCAGUUUAAGUUGUUUAUGCUACUGGGACUUGGAAAAACAAAUUUAAUGCGCCGAGUGAGUAAUCAUAUUUUGUAUAAUAGUUUCAAUUUAUCUAUUGUAUUAUAUACUGAAGUAGAUAAUUAGAAGCUCCUACAUUUUGUGCAAUUCAAUACUAGAAUCACAGAUUUGUCAAGUUUUGAUUUUGUUUUGUUUUGGUUUUGUUUUUCCUGGACGCACCGUUGCUUACGUGUGUCGUUUCCAAAUAAAGAGUAAUAGUACGGUAUAUUACGCCUGAGGUAGAAAGAAGCACGCCAUAUGACAGUAAACAUUGUUUGUUUAUUUUCGUAAAAUGAUGUUUAUUUGUGUUUAUAUCUUGUGUUAUAGUGAAUCGAAAAUUAAUUGAUAAUAUACAUUAUUCUGUAUCUCCGUAAAUCAUCAAUGAUGAGCUUGACGUGUCAUGAAUUGUUAUAUUAGAAGUGCUACAGUAUGUUAUAUAUCUCACAAAUCGAUGUUUGCCCUUAUAGUACCGAAUGCCCAGUAUGUGCCAAAAUGCUUGCAAAAAAAAAAAAAAAAAAAAAAAA
Molecule: messenger RNA, 3252 nt
Organism: Anneissia japonica
Lineage: Eukaryota; Metazoa; Echinodermata; Crinoidea; Comatulida; Comatulidae
Product: cyclic nucleotide-binding domain-containing protein 2-like
Exons: 17
Coding region: 244-1953 (569 amino acids)
Source: RefSeq, a predicted model, not a curated record